AUGUCGUCCGAGUACCAAAUCUGGCACAACGCCACCAAGGUCUCCCCGCCAAAAAUGUCUCUGUCUCUCGACAAGCCUCGCGACCUGAAUCAUGAGCAGUAUUUCCAGCAGGAAUGUAGACUCUUUCAGCAAGCUGUGCGAAAAGAGGUUCGUUUACUUUAUGCUCCGGAAGGUAGCCGUGCAAAUAGCUAUCACACCGUUUGUGAUCUCAUUGUUGAGCUGGAGAUUAUUAGGCAACUUGCCGCUAGGAUGAACAAAAUGUCACCGAGGUGUAUAAGUGUCUUGAUUAGACCCAAGGGCUAUUUCAAUGGAGAAUUCCAAGAAUUCUGUCAAACCCAGAUUCUGCCUCCUCUGCGCCGGCUGCUGGUCAGUCUCCAACCGAGCAGUGAUAUGUCUUUCGAUAUCAGAGAUAACGUUGCUAUUCAGUUGGAUGCAAUCUACGAUGACAUGACCAUGGCCUUGAAUAGUCGGGAGUAG
Messenger RNA from Penicillium paradoxum, 477 nucleotides. RefSeq lists its product as uncharacterized. Lineage: Eukaryota; Fungi; Ascomycota; Eurotiomycetes; Eurotiales; Aspergillaceae. The record is from RefSeq and is a predicted model, not a curated record. The coding region runs from base 1 to 477 and encodes 158 amino acids. The transcript has a single exon.